AUGGAAACGAAGAGAAAUUCAGGUUUGUUAGCAAAAAGUGGUUAUCUUUUAGGGUUGGUUUUGGUUUUGGUUCCACCAACCCUUUCAAAUGCCUCAAGUGUUUUCCCUGAAUUCAUAAAGUGGCAUGUGUACGUUAUGAAUGAGUUGAACAACAAGGAAAGUUUAUUGGUUCAUUGCCAAUCCAAAGAUGAUGAUUUGGGUAGUCAUAAACUUUUUGAAGGUGGGAAUUUCACUUGGAGUUUUAGGACAGAUUUCUCACACUCCACUCUAUUUUGGUGUCAUGUGAAGAAGGACAACGACAACAACGAUAACAACAAUAACAACAACGAUUGUGACGAUGGUGUCUCGUUUGACGUGUUUUGGUACGACGAACGUCUUUUUGAGAAGUGUCAUUGGAAGAAUUGCCUUUGGAGAGUUAGGGAUGAUGGUAUUUACCUAACAGCUUUAUAUGAAACUCAAACUGAGGAAUUCUACUAUCACUGGGGUGCUACCAGACUUCCCUGA
Molecule: messenger RNA, 504 nt
Organism: Vigna angularis (adzuki bean)
Lineage: Eukaryota; Viridiplantae; Streptophyta; Magnoliopsida; Fabales; Fabaceae
Product: S-protein homolog 1-like
Exons: 1
Coding region: 1-504 (167 amino acids)
Source: RefSeq, a predicted model, not a curated record